Habropoda laboriosa is the source of this 1510-nucleotide messenger RNA. RefSeq names its product triokinase/FMN cyclase-like. Gene Ontology annotation, molecular function: glycerone kinase activity. The transcript has 7 exons. Gene Ontology annotation, biological process: glycerol catabolic process. The record is from RefSeq and is a predicted model, not a curated record. Gene Ontology annotation, cellular component: cytosol. The annotation marks the transcript as partial. Lineage: Eukaryota; Metazoa; Arthropoda; Insecta; Hymenoptera; Apidae.
CUGGUGUGUUGGUAAUAGUUCCGAAUUAUACCGGAGAUUGUCUCAACUUUGGAAUAGCAAUUGAAAAAGCGAAACAAGCAGGUGUGAAGGUGAUGGAAAUAAUUGUAAACGAAGACUGUAGUAUACCGGAAGAGGAGCUUGGUGUUGCUGGCAAGCGUGGCUUACCUGGAAUUUUAUUUGUUUCAAAAAUAGCUGGUGCACUAGCGGAAAAAGGGCUACCACUUGAGGAGGUCCAUAAGACUGCACAAGAUGUUCUGCAAAAUUUAGCCACUUAUUCGGUUGGGUUGACUGCUUGUGCAAUACCUGGUUCACCUCCAAUGUUCGAACUUGCGGAAGAUGAAGUCGAAGUUGGAAUGGGAAUUCACGGAGAGGCUGGAUACGAAAAAAUGAAAUUGAAGCCGUCAAGCGAAAUAGUUUCGUUCAUGUUGAAACGUGUGUGCAACGCCUUAUCUUUGAAAAGUGGAGAUUCGGUCGCAGCUAUUGUCAACAAUUUCGGAGCACUAAGCCAACUGGAACAAGGAAUUGUUGUUCACGAUAUGGUCAAACAACUUCGAAGCAUGAACGUGCAACCACUUCGUGUGUAUUCGGGUCUAUUGAUGACAUCGUUGAACAGUGCUGGAGUGCAUAUUACUCUUUUAAAAUUACCUGAAAAUUCCAAGGAUGUAUUUCUCAAAUGUCUCGAUGAACCUACCGAUGCACCAAAGUGGCCAGGUUGCGUGUAUAGUAUACCUUCGGAAACUGCGCAAGCAGUAGUUCAACAUACGCAAGUGCCAGUCGUAGAAAAAAUUGGAACAGAGAUGAAUAAAGAUUUGCAGAACUUAUUGAAACAAUGUUUAAAAAGUGCCUGUGAAGCUAUAAUUCAGAAGGAAGCACAUCUGAACGACUUAGAUAGAGGCUGUGGAGACGGUGACACGGGGUCAACGCUUAAAAGACUUGCUACUGAAAUUUUGACAAGGCUAGAUAAGCUUUACCUUUCACAUCCAUCAUCAGUUUUUGUUGAAUUGGCGCAUAUAGCCGAAGAAGAAAUGGGUGGUACUUCUGGAGCUUUGUUUUGCUUAUUUUUUACUAGCAUCAACACGGAAUUGAUGUUAUUUAAACAAACAAAUGGGUGGAUAGGCAUUUGGGCUCAAGCGUUGCGCAGUGGUCUAAAUUGUUUAAUAAAAUAUGGAAAAGCAAAACCAGGAGAUAGAUCUAUGGUAGAUGCGAUUCAUGUUAUGUGCGAAACUUUCGAAAGUGUAUUACACAAACCGUUGCCCGAAAUUUGCGAAGCGGUCAAGACAGCAACUUGGCAAGCAUGUGAAGCUACGAAGAAUAUGAAACCCCGGGUAGGGCGAGCCAGUUAUGUAAAACAGGCACAAUAUUUACAAAACGUAGAUGCUGGCGCGUAUGCAGUUGCAACUACCGUUGAGGCCGUUUUGAACGUGAUAAAAAAUGUUAAACUUUAGUUGCUUACGAGAUCAGAAAGAACCAUGUUAUAGUGAUUUUUUGAAAUGUCUAUUUUAGUUGUAAU